GGUGGAGGCUGAAGGUGACACGAAGAGGACAGAGACGGGAGUGUUUGUGAGCAGGUCGAGCGCGUCCCGCUCCGUGCGACGCGGAGGCUUCCCCUUUAACAUCAUCAUCAUCAUCAUCCCUACAGCUGCUGCUGCUCCGCGCCGAGGAGGAGAGAGCGCUGCGCGAGUCGCGAGCGCGAGCGCGAGCGCCAGGGCGGCCCAAUGGCAGCGCGCGCCACGAGCGCUCUCACUGUGGAGUGGAGCUGAGCGGAGGGCACGGGACUGCCAUCGCGCGCACACACGGUAACCCGGUCUAGAAGAAAGACUUUCUACAUUUUCCAGGGGCUACAGUGCACUAGCUAACAGCAGUGAGAUCUGCUUUAAUGAACUGCAGAAACUCAACCCAGUAACUCAAUCAAGUGACUCAACGCAGUGCCAGAACACCAAGCAGCAAAGCAGCCCAUUUCCAGUUUCUCUGUUCUGUUUUAAUACGAGACCUAUUUUUCUGAGGGGAUCCCAAGAGGAGGUGGAGACUGACGAAGAUGUAUGGAAGUGCCAGAACAGUCGGGAAUUUGGAAGGAAGUCCCUCCAGGUCUCCCCGCUUGCCGAGGUCCCCAAGGCUGGGACAUCGGAGGGUUGCUGGGGGCAGUGGUGGUAGUGCAGGCAAGACUCUGUCCAUGGAGAAUAUCCAGUCUCUGAAUGCGGCCUACGCCACCUCAGGACCAAUGUACCUGAGUGACCAUGAGGGAAUAGGUUCAACCACCUACCCAAAGGGCACUAUGACACUGGGGAGGGCCACCAGCCGCGCUACCUAUGGGGGUCGGGUCACAGCCAUGGGCAGCAGCCCGAACAUUGCCUCGGCUGGCCUUCCCCACAGCGACACAUCCUCCUACGGUGAGCAUGGGGCUGGCCUGGGUCCCCACCCCCACACAGUGAGCCCCGCCCUGCGGCAGGUGCGUGACAAUGCCAUGAUGGACCUGCAGUCACAGCUGAAGGAGUUGCAGAGGGAGAACGACCUGCUGCGCAGGGAGAUGGAGGUCAAGGAGAACAAGCUGGGUUCCUCCAUGAACAGCAUCAAGACCUUCUGGAGUCCAGAACUGAAGAAGGAGAGAGUGCUGCGGAAGGAGGAGGCCGCUCGCACCUCUGUGAUGAAGGAGCAGAUGAGGCUGACACAGGAAGAGAAUCAGCAGCAAUUGGAUGCCAGAAGGACUAAGCACCUGCAGAUGACCAUCCAGGCCCUGCAAGAUGAGCUGCGCACCCAGCGGGACCUCAACCAUCUCCUCCAACAGGAGAGCGGCAGCCGCGGUGCUGAGCACCUCACCAUUGAGCUGACGGAGGAGAACUUCCGGCGCCUGCAGGCCGAGCAUGACCGGCAAGCCAAGGAGCUCUUCCUCCUCAGGAAGACCCUGGAGGAGAUGGAGCUGCGCAUCGAGACGCAGAAGCAGACCCUCAGCGCCCGUGAUGAGUCCAUCAAGAAACUUCUGGAGAUGCUGCAGAGCAAAGGCCUGCCAUCGGAACGCUCGGCCGAGGGCGACCAAGAGCGGGCGCGCCGCGUGGCCGAGGCCGAGUCACAGGUCAGCCACCUGGAGGUCAUCCUGGACCAGAAGGAGAAGGAGAACCUGCAUCUGCGCGAGGAACUGCACAGGAGGAACCAGCUCCAGCAGGAACCGGCUAAGACCAAGGCCCUGCAGACCGUCAUAGAGAUGAAGAAUUCCGCACCCCCUUUCUGUUUUGAUCCAGAUGUGAUUUGGCAGGAUACCAAAAUUGCGUCUCUAGAGAGGAAUAUAAGGGACCUCGAGGAUGAGAUUCAGAUGCUGAAGACAAACGGAUUGCUCAAUACGGAAGACAGGGAAGAAGAGAUAAAACAGAUGGAGGUCUACAAGAGCCAUUCCAAGUUCAUGAAAAAUAAGAUUGAUCAGCUAAAGCAAGAGUUGUCGAAGAAAGAAUCGGAACUGCUGGCCUUACAAACAAAGCUGGAGACAUUGAACAAUCAGAACUCAGACUGCAAGCAGCACAUUGAGGUGCUGAAAGAGUCGCUCACUGCCAAAGAACAGCGUGCUGCCAUUCUUCAGACAGAGGUUGAUGCUCUGAGGUUGCGGCUCGAGGAGAAGGAGUCGUUUCUCAACAAGAAAACCAAACAGCUCCAAGACCUUACGGAAGAGAAAGGGACACUUGCAGGGGAGAUCCGGGACAUGAAGGACAUGCUGGAGGUCAAGGAGAGGAAAAUUAAUGUCCUUCAGAAAAAGAUUGAAAAUCUCCAAGAGCAACUGCGCGACAAGGACAAACAGCUGAGCAACCUGAAGGACCGCGUGAAGUCGCUGCAGACGGACUCGAGCAACACGGACACGGCGCUCGCCACGCUGGAGGAGGCGCUGUCUGAGAAGGAAAGAAUCAUCGAGCGCCUGAAGGAGCAGCGGGAGCGGGAGGACCGAGAGAGGCAGGAAGAGGCAGAAUCCUACAAGAAGGAGAACAAGGAACUCAAGGAGAAGGUGAACGCCCUGCAGGCGGAGCUCACUGAGAAGGAGUCCAGUUUAAUUGACCUGAAGGAGCACGCGUCCUCGCUAGCGUCCUCGGGCCUGAAAAAGGACUCCAAACUGAAAUCUCUGGAGAUUGCAAUAGAGCAGAAGAAGGAGGAGUGUAGUAAGUUGGAAACCCAGCUGCAGAAGACUCCGAAUAGGAAUGACGGGAAACCUGCGGCCCAUGAAGCUGAGGAGAUGGCCAGGAUGAACCCUGAGUUCCUGGAGAAGCUGAGGAACCUGGAGAAGGAGGUGGCUUACCACAAGGAGGAGUCGGGCAAGUCGCAGGCCGAGGUGGACCGGCUACUGGAGAUCCUCCGCGAGGUGGAAACGGAGAAGAACAACAAGGACAAGAAGAUACUAGAGCUGGAAAGACCUGGCGGCAGAGCACCCCCAGAUCGGCACCUCUCUGUGUCAGCUGCCCCACAGCAGAUAGGGGGUCUUAUGUGGGAUUUCUUUGGAAACUUGGCUUCCAGACAAACGAAGGACCAGGACAAAAAGACGCCUGGUGUGAAGCAUAACCAACAGACGGAGAAGAAGAAGAACACCCAGGUGCUGGAGGAAUCGCGCAUGAGGGAGGAUGGCAUGAUAGAGAACUCCCAGCAGAUACAGCUGGAAGAGCUCCUUUCUGUACUGGAGAAGACCCGUCAGGAGCUGGAUUCCACCAAGCAACGGCUGACGUCCACUCAGCAGUCCUUGGCGGAGCGAGAUGGCCAUCUGAGCCACCUGAGGCAGGAGCGCCGAAAGCAGCUGGAGGAGAUCCUGGAGAUGAAACAACAAGCUCUGCUGGCAGCCAUUAGUGAAAAGGACGCAAACAUAGCCUUGCUGGAACUGUCUGCAUCCAAGAAGAAGAAGACGCAGGAGGAGGUGAUGGCGCUGAGGCGGGAGAAGGACCGGCUGAUGCAUCAGCUCAAACAGCAGACCCAGAACCGGAUGAAGCUAAUUGCUGACAGCUAUGAUGAUGAUCAUCAUCAUCCCCAUCAUGCUCAUCACACUCAUCACGCUCACGUGCCGCAUACACCACACGCGCAUCCACAACACCCCCCUCACUCCCACUCCCAGCAUCCUUCCCACCCACAGAAUCCUUCCCAUCCACACCACCGUGGCCCCACCCGUGCGCCAGCACAUGUGCCACCCCAUGCCAACCAUCGUCCAUCUCCUGACCAGGACGAUGAGGAGGGAAUCUGGGCAUAACCCUUUCCAGGAACCAAAGCUCCAGGUUUGUUCUGAGGGAUUGCUCUGCCUUCCUAACCUAUUGCAGAUGCUUUAACAUGUACAGACAGGUAAACAACUGUCCUGAAUAUGAUACGAGUUUCCUUCAGGCAAAAUAUGAACAAUGUUGUAUUUGUAACAGUCAAAAACUAGUCAUUAUUUAAAAAGCUAUCAGGAUUUCCCAGGGUGUCCCAGGCCUUAUAAAGAUAUACAUGAUUGUUUUUAGUUCCAGAUACACAACAUGUGUGUUCAGCGACUACUUCAUUUCCCAAAAUGUGCACAUUCCUAUAGAAUUCAUUACAAAUGAGCAUGCAAAGUUUGCAAUAAUGCCAAACACAGUUAACAAAUUUUUAACAAGGCCUACUGGCGCAAUGCCAUGCUGCUUGAGGAACAUCAACGGAAUGCCAUAAAUUCAAACAUUAAACAAAACUUCUAUUGCCCACAGACUGGUUUUGUUUACUUCUGCAAUACCUGCAAGGUGGGUAUUUUUAGAGGCUACAUGUAUGAUUUUGCCAUGUUUUAAUUACUAAUUCUGUUUUCUAAGAUAAAUGGCCUGCUUUACAAUUAAGAGUGGUUUGGACAGUGACAAUUUGGGGCCAAGCUACAGAGAAAUGCACAAGCCUUGCAGAUCACGUUAAGUUGCCCACAGCUUGUGCCUGGUGUCGGUCCUCUCUUACUAAUUGUCUGUUAAAACCAAUCACCGUGGAUGUAGCUGAAGGCAGCUGGGAGGACUAACACAUUGCAAGCUUAUUUUUGAAUUAUUGCCUCCUGUCGUAACUUUAUCGCAUCACCAAAAUGAAAUAAUUAAGCAUGUUAGAGGCCAUGUUUGAUCUCGACGACAACAGCAUGACCUCUGAGGAAGCGACGGGCAGGUUUUCAGGCGAUGACGAGUUAAGGAUCUGAGCGUAUUGUUGUGGAAUUUAAGGACUGGCCCGAGGCCUGCUGGGAUUUUCAGGCUUAAUACCCAAGCUCUGCUGGAAACCCAUUUCCUAGUGAUAAAAAAUCUAUUUUGUCCCUCUCGGUUUCUGGAUUUGCCUAAUUAGCCCAUCAGAAGUACAGGUGCCAUGUGCUGCAGGUUAGAAAAGGGCAUUUCUGCUCUUUAUAUUUGUCGGGUAUCUGUUGUGGGUAUUCCGGGUGAAGGCUUUCAACAUUUGGCGAGCACAUGGACCGUAAUUCAGUCUAUCCCGGACAUCAGAAGCUGCAUAAAUUUUUACUGCUGUUACUAACCAGGGACGUGUUUGCCUUAGUCCACUGGCCCAGGUGCUGGCUUCUGCAGCAUGCCGUCUAACGAGGAGAGCAGCGGUGUUGUAGCCAUGUGGAAAAGCAGGGAUGGUAGUCAUGUCAUUGUGGGUCCACUUUGAAUAUCGAUGUCUAGGCAGCAGACCAUCACUCAGCAAGGCUGUCACUCAACUGCCGGAUGUGAUUACUCUGAUGCUAAGUGGCCAAAUCCUGACUGCUCUCCUUUUAUCAUUGUUUUGGUGUGAAUCAACUCGACACUGUCACCGUUAAUAUGAUAUCAUAAUGUUUACUGUCUGUGUUUACGUAGUCAAAGCGACAGCUGUAAGUGGUACAGUUUGUUUCUGAGCCUGUGCUGAGUGGCCUGGUUGCGAAAUGCUCUCUUCCUGUGGGAGGUCUUGCCAAUUGAUGUGUGAACUCUGGUACCAGGGUGCAUGGGAGUGUUUAGCGCUGAACUAGGGCCCACCUCAUCCUUAGAUGCCCAUCUGUUUGUG
This is a messenger RNA of Scleropages formosus (Asian bonytongue), 5437 nucleotides long. RefSeq names its product ERC protein 2. The transcript is spliced from 23 exons. Lineage: Eukaryota; Metazoa; Chordata; Actinopteri; Osteoglossiformes; Osteoglossidae. The coding region runs from base 522 to 3689 and encodes 1055 amino acids. Gene Ontology annotation, biological process: maintenance of presynaptic active zone structure; neuromuscular synaptic transmission; regulation of synaptic plasticity. Gene Ontology annotation, molecular function: structural constituent of presynaptic active zone. Gene Ontology annotation, cellular component: cytoskeleton of presynaptic active zone. The record is from RefSeq and is a predicted model, not a curated record.